Eimeria necatrix is the source of this 492-nucleotide messenger RNA. RefSeq lists its product as hypothetical. The transcript has a single exon. Gene Ontology annotation, biological process: proteolysis. The record is from RefSeq and is a predicted model, not a curated record. Gene Ontology annotation, molecular function: aspartic-type endopeptidase activity. NCBI's taxonomy places the organism in Eukaryota, Apicomplexa, Conoidasida, Eucoccidiorida, Eimeriidae. The coding region runs from base 1 to 492 and encodes 163 amino acids.
AUGAUGUGUCCGGUAGCGACAGGCCCUAAUGCCAUUCCAGUCUCCCACGAUAUGGGAAACCAACACCUCCGCACUGCGGCAGGAGCCGAUAAGAGCGACGAGCGAGAGGAAGGGACUCAGCCGCUUCCGGAAACGCGAUGGGAGUCUGGGUCAGAGUCGACCCUGAGUGAAGAGACUCCGGACGCGACGAUGAAUAGCAGCAGGAAGUCUGCACAGGCGACACAAGACAGAAAUAGGUCAGACGCGACAGAGAUUGUGCCACACUGGUGGAGGGAGACUUGCAUGAAAGAGUCUUACGAUCAAGGGGGAGCGUUGUGCUGUGCGGGUGCGACGGUGGUACUUCGCGUUGAGCUUGUAGGGAGUCCUUGCGAGGCCCUCUUGGACACUGGGGCUUCUAGAAGUUUCAUUAGUCCUAAAUUGGUCGAACGACUGCAGCUGAAAGUGCGGAGACUACCAAAGGAACAUAGGUUCACCAUAGCUACAGGUGCAUAA